AAACCCUAAAAUUUCCGAUUCUUGUUCUCCCUCGUCGUCCUAUUCACAGCCUCAAAACCCUAAAAACCAAUAUCCGUUGCUCUUUGAUUCAAUCAAACAAUGGGUUCGAAGAGAAAAAACCAAAGCAAGGGAGCAUCCAUUGGAGGUGGAGGCGCCGAGCAAGGACAACAAAUGAUUUCGGAUCCAAGGUUUUCGUCGGCGCACACUGACCCCAGAUUCCGUAGGCUUCCGAUGCGUGAUUCCAAAGUCCCCAUUGAUCCUCGUCGAUUCCCGGGGGUGCUCACCGAUAAGGCUUCUGCUCCGGUCGAUAAGCGUGGCAAGCGGAGAAGAGGAGCUAGUGCCAAGGAUUCUCUUAGAGAGUAUUAUCGAAUUGAAGAAGACGACGACGAGAAGAAGAAGAAGAAAAAGCGAAAGAUGGAGGAGAGCGAAGAAGAGGAAUCUGGGGACGAGGGCGAGGCUGCACAAGAGGAUGAGAUCAAGAGUGAGAGUCUGAAUGUGGUGGAUUCUUCGGAUGAAGAAUCUGAUGAGGAAUCAGAGUCUGACGGCAGCGUAGAGGUAUCGGAGGAGGAUACCGAUGAGGACGACGAAGCUAUUUACGAAGACGAUGGACCAGAAGUUGAGGAAGAGAACAUUACGAAUAUCGAAAAAGAAACUCACAGACUGGCUAUUGUUCGCAUGGACUGGAGACAUGUCUCGGCCAAAGACUUGUACGUAGUUUUGAAUUCGUUUGUGCCCAAAGAUGGACGCAUUUUGUCAGUUGCGGUCUAUCCAACCGAUUUUGGACUGGAGCGAAUGAAAGAGGAGGAAAUCCAUGGGCCGGCAAUAGAUGGCGACAGAAAGAAAGAAGAUGAUGAUGAUGACGAGGAGGAGGAAGAAGAAGACGAGGACGUCAACAAUGAGAAAUUACGUGAUUACGAAAAAAGUAGAUUAAAGUACUAUCAUGCUGUUGCCGAAUGUGAUUCAGCUGCUACUGCAGAUUUCUUGUACAAAUCAUGUGAUGGACUUGAGUUUGAGAAAUCCUCUAACAAGCUCGACUUGAGAUUUAUUCCAGAUUCCAUGGAAUUUAAACAUCCGCCUCGUGAUAUUGCCACCGAGGCGCCUUCUAAUUAUGAAGGCUUAGAUUUUCAGAGCCGAGCACUGCAGUUGAGCAAAGUUAAUCUUUCUUGGGAUGAAGAUGAGCCGCACCGCAUAAAGACCUUAAAUCAGAAAUUCAACCCUGAUCAGCUGGCAGAACUUGAGAUGAAGGAAUUUUUGGCUUCUGAUGAGAGUGAAUCUGAUGAGGACAACAACGAAGCUAGUAAAAAGGAAAAAAGAAAAGAAAAGUACCGAGCUUUAAUCGAAUCUGAAGAUGCUGGUUCUGAUAAAGACGGGGAGGAGGAGGAGAAUGGCCAGGAUAUGGAAGUAACAUUCAAUACCGGGUUAGAAGAUCUGAGUAAACAAAUUCGUGAAAGGAAAGACAAGAAGUCAGAAACGGUUUGGGAUGCGUAUCUAAGGAAGAAAAGCGAGAAGAAGAGAGCUAGGAAGAACAAACAGAAAGAUGAUUCUUCAUCUUCGGAUGAGGAUGACUACAACGUUGAUGGAAAGGCGGUGAAAGACGAUGGUGAUGACGAUUUCUUUAUGGAGGAACCCCGUCUUAAGAAGAAGAAAAAGAAAGAAGGAAAGACUGAUAAGAAGAAGAAGGGUUUAGAGGAGGAAGUAGCAACGGAAGAAAGAAGCAGAGCGGAGCUAGAGUUGUUACUGGCUGAUGAGAAUGGAGGAGAUGGUCUUAAAGGGUAUAAUAUUAAACGGAAAGGUAAAAAGAGAAGUAAAGAAGAGAUGGCAGAAGAGAAGAUACCUGCGGUUGAUCUUGAUGAUAUUAAAGAGAGAUUCUCAGCUGCAAUCUCGGAUCCUGACUUUGCUCUAGACCCUACAGAUCCACAGUUUAAAAGGAGUGCGAUUUAUGUUAGGCAAUUAGCUCAGAAGCACAAGGAAGAUCCGAGAAGCCACGAGGAAGCGAAAGCUACGGUGAAAAAGGCGAAAGAAGAGUCGACUAAAGAUGGGAAGUUGGGAUCUAAGAGUUAUGCAGAGUCUAUUGCUGUCAAAUCGCUGAAGCUCAAGAUUCAGCAGAAGGAUUCCGACAAGAAAAAAGCGGCAACUGCUGGUUUGGCUCAGCGUAUGAAGAACAAAGCCAAAGCUUUAUCAAACAAGUAGUAAUAGUGUCUAUGUUUCCUUCAAAUCAAUUUUAGUUUUAGUUUUUUUUUUAAGAGAUGUUAACAAUUUUUCAUUUAAUAUUGAUUCGGGACUCCGGUUAAUUUUU
This is a messenger RNA of Eutrema salsugineum, 2296 nucleotides long. Its product is annotated as pre-rRNA-processing protein ESF1. Gene Ontology annotation, molecular function: RNA binding. The record is from RefSeq and is a predicted model, not a curated record. Gene Ontology annotation, biological process: rRNA processing. NCBI's taxonomy places the organism in Eukaryota, Viridiplantae, Streptophyta, Magnoliopsida, Brassicales, Brassicaceae. The coding region runs from base 100 to 2190 and encodes 696 amino acids. The transcript has 7 exons. Gene Ontology annotation, cellular component: nucleus.